This is a messenger RNA of Nerophis lumbriciformis (worm pipefish), 1269 nucleotides long. The record is from RefSeq and is a predicted model, not a curated record. NCBI's taxonomy places the organism in Eukaryota, Metazoa, Chordata, Actinopteri, Syngnathiformes, Syngnathidae.
CCCAGCAAUUGGAGCGGCAGCGAGAGCCCUGCCGAAGACAUGGAGCGGAUGAGCGAUUCGGUGGAUAAGCCCGUGGACAAUGACGCAGAAGGCGUGUGGAGUCCUGACAUCGAACAGAGCUUCCAGGAGGCCUUGGCCAUCUACCCUCCUUGUGGACGUCGUAAGAUCAUCCUUUCGGACGAGGGCAAGAUGUAUGGUCGGAACGAGCUGAUCGCUAGAUACAUCAAGCUUCGGACAGGGAAGACGAGGACUCGCAAGCAGGUGUCUAGUCACAUUCAGGUUCUAGCCAGAAGGAAAUCUCGUGAGUUUCAUUCCAAGCUAAAGGACCAGGCCGUGAAGGACAAAGCCCUCCAGAGCAUGGCCUCCAUGUCGUCAGCACAGAUCGUCUCCGCCACGGCUAUUCACAACAAGCUGGGCCUGCCCGGCAUCCCGCAUCCAGCGUUCCCCGGAGCAGGGAUAUGGCAAGGAAUGAUAUCGACGAGUCAGCCAGGAUCCUCACAAGACAUCAAACCCUUCACCCAGCAAGCCUAUCCCAUCCAGCCAGCAGUCACAACCGCAAUUACAAGCUACGAGCCCACCGCUGCUGCUCCGACAGCACCAGCUUGGCAGGGCCGCUCUAUCGGCACAACCAAACUGAGACUAGUGGAGUUCUCUGCCUUUCUGGAGCAACAGAGAGACCCAGAUUCGUACAACAAGCACCUCUUUGUGCAUAUCGGACAGACCAAUCAUUCCUACAGCGACGCCCUGCUGGAGUCUGUGGACAUUCGUCAGAUUUAUGACAAAUUUCCGGAAAAGAAGGGAGGACUGAAGGAGCUGUAUGGAAAGGGCCCUCAAAAUUCCUUCUUCCUAAUAAAGUUCUGGGCCGACCUAAACUGCAACAUCCAGGACGAGAACGGCUCUUUCUACGGCGUCACCAGUCAGUAUGAGAGCUCGGAGAACAUGACCAUCACAUGCUCCACUAAAGUAUGCUCCUUCGGCAAGCAGGUGGUUGAAAAAGUCGAGACUGAAUACGCGCGGUUUGAAAAUGGGCGUUUCGUCUACAGGAUAAGCAGGUCUCCCAUGUGUGAAUACAUGAUCAACUUCAUCCAUAAGCUAAAACACCUGCCUGAGAAGUACAUGAUGAACAGCGUGCUUGAGAACUUCACUAUCUUAUUGGUGGUGACCAACCGGGACACGCAGGAAACCCUGCUUUGUAUGGCGUGCGUGUUUGAAGUGUCAAACAGCGAGCACGGCGCCCAGCAUCAUAUCUACAGACUGGUAAAAGAAUGA